Molecule: messenger RNA, 3003 nt
Organism: Harpegnathos saltator (Jerdon's jumping ant)
Lineage: Eukaryota; Metazoa; Arthropoda; Insecta; Hymenoptera; Formicidae
Product: probable E3 ubiquitin-protein ligase makorin-1
Exons: 6
Coding region: 1297-2544 (415 amino acids)
Biological process (GO): protein polyubiquitination
Molecular function (GO): metal ion binding; ubiquitin protein ligase activity
Source: RefSeq, a predicted model, not a curated record
CAUCAUGGGCCCGCCUAAACUUGAGAUUUGCUUACGGAACGUAAGUGUUCCGAGAGAAGAAGACAAGGUAAGGACGGCAGGCGAGUUCAAUGACCGCAUGUUUAAGCAUUUGGUGCCUUUUGUAUUGGUGAUUUGCUUCGUGGCAAAAGUGGCUGGCGUUUCACCCCGAAGAGAUAUUUGAGUGAGAGUCGUUCCGUUUGUAAACAAUGUGAUCGUAUUCAUCGCUUCUCGGUGUUGCAGUGUGAUUACAGUGAAAAUUCGUGACUAAUCUCCUGCGAAGUUGAGAAGGCAUCCUGGAGGACAUAACAGAGUGAUACAGAGCAAUUCAACAAAGUCGAGCAUCUGUCACGAUAUAGGUAGUAGACAGUCUGGCUCGGGUUAAUGUUCGUACAGGUAAUGAUCGAGCACAGCGUCGUACAAUUUUAACGAAUAACCGAAUAAGGAAGAAGGAAAUAUUCCGAAUUAUAUGUCGCUGCCUUUGCUAGCAGCAAGCAAGGUUUACAUGGUAAGCGUCGCCGAAAAGCUGACAGCCAAGGACGCAUCAUUCGUCAAUUCGAGUGAAUUUAAGGAAUAAACAUGAAAACUGAAAAGUGAUAGAGGUGACAGAAGUAAACAUAACAAGGCAACACACAAUAAGAGGAGGUGACAAGGACAACACGCGAUUCUCAUACACUAAACAAAAAAGAAGGGGAGGAAGAAGAGGAGGAGGAGGAGGAGGAGGAGGAGGAGAAGGAGAAGAAGAAGAAGAAGAAAAGACGAAGACGAAGAAGAAGAAGAAUAAGAAGAAGACGACGAAGAAGUAUAGUAACAGUAGUACUAUCGGACAACAGUUAAACAGUUGAACCACGGCACUGAGUGGCGGUACGUGACGUUGCGUUGCAGUGAGGAAGCGAUCGAGCCAAGAUUAUACCACGCGUUGCAAGCAGAACAAGGCUUGCUGAGAGAGAGAGAGAGAAAGAGAGAGAGAGAGAGAGAGAGAGAGAGAGAGACGAGUCGAAAAAAAACGGGUGCGCACGCGACGUGAAUGCGUGCGGCAAUACACACGUCUCUUGCGAGGUGUUUACUGCGUGUUGUCGAGCGUGCCUUGUCAUUCUGUACGGGGGUGUUGGUGAAGGAAUACCGCACUUUCCGGGUCGUGACCGGAUCGUGCCGUGUUUGCUCGUGAUUCCGGAGUUUAGUCGCUCGUAACGCAUAGCUGUUUCCAUUCUCGCGGCGAACGCACGCGCGACCCUCCUCUCGAGGACGAGGACGACGCGUCGUUGAUCAUCGUUACGGACGGAGAAGAGAUCGAAGAAAAUGGCCGACAGUUGGAUUAACAGUGUUGCUUGCCGAUAUUUCAAGAACGGCGUUUGUCGCGAGGGUAACAACUGUCGAUUCCGGCACGUACAAGGGACCAGAGAUGAUGCAGAUGUCAAUAACGCAGAGACAACAUCGUCCGGACCAAUCUUCAAUGUUACAUGUCGCUUCUUUAAGCAAGGAAUAUGUAGGUUCGGAAAUCAGUGUCACUUUCGACAUAGUGCAAGCAACUCCGAUAGUAAUGCCAAACAAAGUGAUGCAAUAGAAAAUCCUGCCUCAGGUCAGCAUACUGCAAGCUCUUCAAAGAAGGGGAAUAACGACAAAUGUGCUGCUGAAGAAUGGGUGAAAGCACCCGAGUUUAUACCUACAGUUGUGCCUCCCAUUGCUGGGUCAUCCUCUUCUACAGAUGAAGUGUCUACUUCGGGAACAUCUACAGGCACGUUGAAACCAACAUCAUAUGCUCAAGCUGUUAAUCCAUCUGGUCAAGCCUCGAGUCCUGCUUUAGAACCUUUGUGUCCGUACGCCGAAGCAACCGGAAUCUGCAAAAAAUUAAACUGCACAUAUCUUCAUGGCGAUAUUUGUGAAUUGUGUAAUCGUGCGGCUCUCCAUCCACAUAAUGAAGAGCAGCAAAAAAAACAUACAAAUGCAUGUGUGAAACAACAUGAAGCAGACAUGGAAUUAUCCUUUGCCAUACAACGCAGCAAAGAGAAGUCUUGUGGUGUAUGCUUUGAAACAAUAAUGGAGAAAUCAUCACGAGAGCAGAGGUUCGGUAUUCUGCCGAAUUGUAAUCACUGCUUUUGUUUAACUUGUAUCAGAAAAUGGCGGCAGGCAAAGCAAUUUGACAACAAGAUCAUAAGAGCAUGUCCAGAGUGUCGUGUUCCAUCAGAUUUUGUCUGUCCCAGUAUGUACUGGGUGGACACGAAGGAGGAGAAGGAAAAGUUAAUAAGGGAUUAUAAAGGCGCCUUGAGUACUAAGGAUUGCAAGUAUUUCAAUAAAGGUCGUGGCAAGUGUCCAUUUGGUAAUAAGUGCUUCUACCUGCACGCACUUCCCGAUGGUACCAAGAAAGACGUUGGUCCACCGCGAAGACGCCAUGCUGAUUAUGAUAUCGAUUUCUUACACCAAUUAAUCCUAUGGGAUUUCCUCGAAGAAAGAGACGAUCGCUGGAUGUACCUCGAUUUAGAAGAAAUUCCAUUCUUCUCUGAUUCGGACGAUUCCGAUUGGUCUGAUUAUGAGCUGUCGUUCGACUAGAACAGUAAAGCUAGUCGGGUCGUAUUGCCCUUAUCAGAUCACUGAUAUCCUGUUGGUGUUCGACCUUUAGCCACUCCCUUUACUUUUUACUUUACCUUUAUCUUAUCCUUCACGUGCAAAUUUGGCGGCGGGAAGAAUUACUGCAUUGCAAAUGAUUUUGAAUGGUUAUAUUUCGAAGACACAUUUUAGCCAGUAUAUCUUAACGGGAAUGCGUUAUAGGUGAAGUCAAGCACAUUAUGAGUAGUAUUGGUAUUAUUCGCAGUACAUUUGGAUUUUCCAUGAAUACUUUGCAAAGUUACAGUCGUAUAAUGUAUAAUUACAACCUUCGUAAUUAUUGUCGUAAUACGUAUUGUCAUAAUUACAUCGUACAAUUACGUCGCAUCAUUAAACCGCAAAAUUAUAAUUUUCUGAGAAGGAUUUGAAAUCUUUAUGAGUACCUUCAAGCGUAACAUAUAUAUA